Molecule: messenger RNA, 5749 nt
Organism: Xyrichtys novacula (pearly razorfish)
Lineage: Eukaryota; Metazoa; Chordata; Actinopteri; Labriformes; Labridae
Source: the annotation of a GenBank genome assembly
AUGGUUUCAUUGGUAUUUGAUCCACGUCCCGCCCCUUCCCUCCUGCUCCGCUCUGCGACGCUCCUCACACCCGGCGCACCAGCGGGACAGUCCGGCUGCACCUCCCGCUCCGUCGGACCGCACCAGCCCGAAAUAAAGUUCCACUGGAAAGAUUUUAAACCGGACUCUUUAAAACUUCACACCGCGGCUUUUUUAGGUGAGUUUAUCUCCAUUUUUUUACUUAAAGUCACUCUGUAGUGUGAUUAUCCAAAAACAAAAUGAGUCUAUCACACUUUUAAAGUAACAGGUCCUCCUUUAAAGUCCUAAAAGUGCAUUAUAAGCAUACGCUGUAUAUCUCGAAGAACAUAGCAUACUUAGACUGUGAAUGCAUUUACACAGCAUUGCCUUUUAAAUAUGUAUUGAACAACAACAUGUAUGUUUUAAGUGUCUUUUUGAAGUUUGUAAGCAUCCUUAUUCCAUAAACUGUAGGUGCAUAACAUGUGGAAAAGAGCUUAUCUUUGAUUUUGUCAACUAUUAAUGCACAAAAUUCUCUGAUAAAGCAUAUAAACACAAAUAAAUGUAUAUCAGCUUUAAGAAUGAGCCCCUUGCUGAGCAGAGAGACUGGGUUAACAGGUUCAGAUAACAGUAGUACCAUUUAGACAUGUGAAAAUGUUGACACAAACCUGCUAUCAUACUUUGAUGUUAAUGAGCUCACUGAAAACCGUGUGAGGGUUGUUUUUAGGGGUUGUAAGCUUAUUUCUUUGCUGUAGUCCGACAUGAAAUUGUGUCUGCCCUAUAUCAUAUUUAUAUGCAGACCAGCAGCAGUAUAUCAUUACUGCUCCCCACUGUAACCUUGGUCAGAAUAGACUCACAGAUUUUCAUCACUCUGCCUUGUAAUUAGAGAGGCUACAUGACAUAACCUAUCCAUUUCCACACAUCACUAACAUUACCGAGAAGACCUCUGAUUCAGAGAAACGUGACAUGGUGAGGUUUAAGCUGGUGGCCUUGAGGUGUUUUAAUUAUGGAGACAAACGAGCAGCACAGCGUUGGACUUGUUACAAGUUGGGGGCAGCGGCCUUAUGACCCCUACAACCUGUCAGCGAGCCAGGAGGGAGGCCACCAUGUGAAAUACCACACACACACACACACACACACACACACAUACACGCACACAAAUACACAUACAUAAACACACACACACUCACACAGAGAUUGAAGAGCCUGUUGGCCUGCUAAAGCCGCCAGUAAACAAACAUGCACAGUGGGGAUCAAUGAAAAGCCAGUCUGCUUCAGUGAUAAUAACACAAAAUCCAUAAACAACAUGCAGCGAUGACCUCAGCCGUCUUUGCUAUGGAUCUGAACAGAGUUUUUCAUGUUAAUUGGAUCCACAGUUUCCCUUGUUUGUGUCCACAGAGUGGGCGUACAGUACCUCCUCACAUGUUUUGAGAUCGUCGGCCUCCUGUGAGAUCAUCCAUAUAGUGUAUAAUGUGUCCUGUGCAUCCUCUAAUUAUAAGUUUUAUUAGUUACGCAGUACUUUUGAAAGCAUCUUAGUAAAUGAAAACAGACAUUCCUCUGGUUGUUUUUUUCCUCUCUAUUUUUUUCCUCCAUCUUUUACCUGAGCUCUACAUUCCUUUAAGAGGUACCCUUUGUGACCUUUAGGUGUCAUUGACGCAACCAACCGGGAAAGGGUCAGUUGCAAAGGUGUGAACUCUGAAUCCAGCUGCUCUGUUUGCUUUCACACCACAGGAUUCCCUCGCUUUCUUAUUCCUUCCUUUUUUUUCUCCCCCACAUGGAGAAGUUGGGAAAACCGCUCCAUAACGGUCCGUCUUUAACAAAUGGUGAAGCCAACACACUGGGAGACUGGGAUUGGUUGAUGAAUCCUUCAAUGUCAAGUUGGCUCUAAAUGGCUCCCGUUAUUGUGUGCAGUUUUUAUUGGACAUUUACCAAUAGUUUAGGUUAUAUCUGUUUAAAAGAUAAAACAAUUUCAGGAUAAAACAAAGCCCUGUUAGUUGAUUGGCUGCUGUCCAAUCUGCAUGUGAACCUUUCAGAUAAUAAUUCAUGCAGACUAUUGUAAAUCUUCCCUUGCUUGGAGUUGUUUACGCCUCUUCCUGUUUCUUCAGAAACUACCGGCAAAAGGGAACUAACAAUACCUUCUGUCGUCUGUGAAGGUAGCAAGUACAAAGACAACUAACUCAAAAGACUGGACAUCUAAAACCCAGCAAGAAGAAGAUAUAUCAAAUUAAAUUUAGUUUUAUGGAGCACCAUCUGUAACAUGGAGAUUAUGAGGUCUCUGUUAUAUCUGAUACUGUAAUUUCAACAUAAUAACAUGACAAUCUUUGUCAGCCAUCACUUAAAUGUGGUUAAAGACUUUAAUUACAUUUCAGCUGAGCUCUGUAGUGGAUAAGUCGCUGCAGUUUUUCAGCUUUGAAAUGAUUGUCAGUCACAGUUUCUAUAUAUAUGAUGUCUGAUACCAAGACGCAAAAUCGCUCACUUUAGGCAAAAAAAAAAAUGUAUACCUCGGAAUGCUUAAUAUAGAGCUAGUACUGUUUAUAAUCACUCUACAAGUUCAAUUUAAGAAAUAUUCUUCUACAUGUUGCACUGACGAAACUUAAUAUUUAACUAAUUUUAACUUACCUGCCUCCAGUUUCCAGCUUCUGUACUAAGCUAACUAGCUAACUCGCUGUUGCGUCUUAUUUCUAUCGCUCUUCUCAUCUCAUUUUCUUGUACUAAAACAUGUAUUCUUGGGACAAUCCUCAAAUUUUUUAAGAAAUCACAAUACGCUGCCCUGUAGUGGACAAACUUUGUAACAGUAACACUUUUAAAGUUGCUGUAAUUUCCUUUUUUCUUUCUUUAAAUCUUGCAUUUAAAGGCCAACAUGAACAAUGGUGUCAGUUCAUGUUGUAUGUGAGAUAAAAACUUAAUAUCAGUCAUCCUUGUUUGAGUCAUUAUCAGUCUGAAACAGGUGACAGUAAAACUUUGUUCAUUGACCUGUAUUACAGAGAAGAAGAAAGUGCGAAUCAAAAAUGGAAGUUUUUUCGAAGUACAGAAUAGAUAUAAACCGAGAAAGUGAGGCAACAAAGAGAACAAAUUGAGACUGCCAGUUGCAGCAGAUGAAGUAGGCAGGGGGCCUCAGAGAGUUUGGAUAUUUCUUAAAGCAUGGAAAUGUUUUCUUGCUGAGGAGGAAGUGUUUUGCUUGGAUUUGUACCGAGCAUGGACGGUGAAAAUAGGAACGUAAUUGAAAGUCAAAGGGUUAGCCCAAAAAAUGCGGCCUUAUCUUGUAUGUUUGUUCACCUGGUUAGAGAGGUUAGUGAGUGAAGGACAUGAGGAGAGAGGAGAAGAGGGAGGGGGCAGGGAACACCAAAGUCCAGCGCUUAUUUUACUCAAGGCAAACUGUUGCAGAGUAAACAUUUUUGAGUUAAAGUCAUCAAAAGUAGAGAUUAAUGGGUGCGUGUGUGCCUGUGUGGUCCAGCAGCUGUUACAGUCCGUAAAACUCUGAAAGAGAAGCAAAGAAAAGACAUGAAAGGGGUAGAAAAGAAAGCAAGUGAGGAAACAAACAGGGACAAAAAUAGAGACAGAAAACAGAGGAGGAAAAGGGGGAAUGAGGAGGAACAAACAAAGACAGAAAAGAAACUGUUCAGAGAAGAGAAAGGAAGAAAGGAGAGAAAGGAAAUGAGCGGGAAAUUAUUUAGAUAAGCAGAAAAAGAAGAAGAGAAAAGAUAGUUGAGAUCGAAACAUGGUUUUAAUCAGAGCUGGGGUUGAAUAGAAGGAUGGUUGAUGGUCAUAAUUGAGAGAGAGACUCUGCCGACUGAUGCUGGGCUCAGGAAUGCAAUCGUACCCACACACACACACAACACACACGGCUCCUAUUAGACUGUGGUUAUAUUGGUCUGUAUCCAGCAAAGCCACCUCAAGCAAAUACUGUACAUAGUGACAUGGAAAUAUUUGAUUCAGCCUGUCUGUGAUGUAUGAAUGCUCUGAAAUCCCCUGAUGGAUGAAUUGCUGGAGGAAAACAAUGAGGGGCUUGAGAGGGGAGACAAACUUUGACCAGAUUUGCAUUAAAAAAUAAUAAUAAUAAUAGAGUUUUCUCAUUAUGGGGUUGAACAGUUUAUACAGUAUCUGCACAGUCUAGUACUGCAUCAUAACAUAUCUGUCAGUAUUUGACACAAAGCUCAAGGCUCGAGUCAUCACAUGAAGGUUCUUGGCUUUAAAGUUAUAAAAUCGAUGGAAAAUGAGAAGUUGUCGAGGUCACCAUUAAGAUAGAUAUGGCAAGUGUCAACAGUCAAGGCCUCCACACAACAAAGGCAGGGUGAGGCAGGUUUAUUGAUUUAACCCAUUUCAAAGACCAAUGCAGGUCAAGUGCUCUAAGAAGGCCUCUAAGACCUGAUUACCAGACUCUGAAUCCACAGCUUGUAGUUUUGCUCAAAUGUUAAUUUUCCCAUGCUGAUGUGCUCACAACAGUAGGGCUGUCUUAUACCAUCAUAUAUUACUUCCACAAUUAGGUUUGGCUUGAUAGCAUGCUAGUAUUUGCAGCUGAUGAAAAAGUUGUCAGCAACGGAGCAGAAAAAUUAAGCAUUCACUAAAACCUGUAAAGAGGUCCCUGUGAUGAUUUUUGACCAGGUCUACUCACUGAACUGGGUCUUCAUUGUCUUAGUUGUUUUAAUGAUACGCAAAAUGACAAAAUCAAGUAUCUCAUACAUGUUGCAGACUCAGAAACCCUAUUUCUGUUACAUCUGUUACUUGUUAAAAUAAAACAUAUUAUUUUUAUCCGAUGUUUUCUUCACUUACCAACUGUUACCUUGUUUCCCUGGCUUCCCUUUAACUGAAAUUUAAUGUCGUCUCUUGUAGGAAUCAAAGGCAGUGGAGGAGCUGACCACAGCAGUAGCAGUCAGGUCUUGGCCAAAAAGAGGCGCCCCACUGAGAACAACAGGGAAGAUAAAGGAUUAGAGGAUAAUCCAGGGUACGUCCAAGUCCCUCCUGUUGAGAGGUCCCCCUUUUUUGAUAUCCAGGAUUUAUGCAGGGAGGCUGCUGAAGGGAUUAUAGUCUUACAUUUAUUACCUUUCAAAGACUUAAACUGUACUAUAGUUUCUUUUUGUCUUUGUGGUUCUGUUGGGGUUGUUUGUUUGCCUGAGGGUGCUGGCUGAUAUGUUUGUGUUACUCAAAAACAAAGGAGCAAGCGCAGACAGAGAUCACAGAGAGGAGGGCAGGAGAGUUCAGUGGGACAGAAGCAUAUGUGCAGAUAAAAUGAGCUUUGCCCAGAGGGGUCCAGGUACAUAGGAGAUUUCAGGGGGAGCAACCCCGCAAAGCUGUGGUCCAAGGUCUUUAACGGGAUUACGGGCAAAGACAUGACGACAAAACACCAGGGCUUUCUGUAAGCACGGUAAGAAUAAUUAACAACUCCAUGUUUAUUCUUGUAAUACUUGAAAGUUUGAUUAGACCGAGGGGUUCCUGUUCAUCCUGGAUACAACAAGGCUGACUUUCCCCUUUUGAGUCAGGACAUAUUGUAUUGUGUCUGUGCUCACAGUCAGAGUCUGUCGCUUCGGCGUAGUUCAUGGGAAUGUGCACAUGGUCCCCGCAGGCAAACACUGUAUUGGAUUCAACAUCACACCUCGGUAUAGUGGUCCCUGGCGUCCCUCUAUGAGCCUUGAUAUGGCUCUGUUCGGAGCUGGUAUGUGGCGUGUUUCCUCUCUCUCUGCUCCCAGAUGCCCCUCUUAAAACUCCAGCCAGGGGAAGUGGAGCGGAGGGCUCGGGACUGUGGUCAGCGGCAAAUUAG